Messenger RNA from Trametes versicolor FP-101664 SS1, 2550 nucleotides. RefSeq lists its product as uncharacterized. The transcript has 5 exons. NCBI's taxonomy places the organism in Eukaryota, Fungi, Basidiomycota, Agaricomycetes, Polyporales, Polyporaceae. Bases 1 to 2550 code for a protein of 849 amino acids. The record is from RefSeq and is a predicted model, not a curated record.
AUGACUCUGCCCAGGCGCAAGCCAGAUGCCUUCAAGACUGGCCGAUGCGACCGUCCAAUCCCAAAGAGCCUCAUGUCGUACGAUAAAAAGAUUCCAGGUCGUAUCCUUGUGCUCGAUUGCAACGGCGUUGAAGCACGGAAGGCGGCGAUAGACAGACAAGAACGGCUCGAACAGCACGCGUUGGCGGCCAGCGAUGCGAAUGGUGGCGCAGACGCCACAUCACCGAUACCUAUGACCAGCCUGAGCGAGAGAACAACGACGGACGAUACAACCCCCACCUAUCUUCCAGACCAUGACGCCCGCGCCGCAACAGUCGCAACGGCGCGUCCUUCCCCUUCCUUUGAGCCUCUCCACAAUAUGCAUGCCGUGCCUGCAACACGCGACGCCCUAAGUCGGGGCGCACCGACGCCUGCCCAAAGACAGGAUCGCCGCGACUCGCUCGCGAUUCCCAGCGUCGUUUCAUACGCGCGCAAACAACGGCCAAAGCGACCCAAGAAGACCGCCCAGGUCGUUGUAGACCACAAGUCGUCAGUUGAGGCCCCUAGAGACUCUUACAUCGUCGACGCUUCCGCCAACAUCGCUUCGGCACACACCCAUCCCGUAUCGCACCGCACCACUCAAACGCUGGACCGCGCGUUGCUGAGUGGUGCUCGCUCAUCAAUGUCCUUCCUCUCGCCAUCUGGCAUGCCCGCUGUGUCGACUGUGUCAUCACCGACGUAUUCGCCCCUUAAGCGCCGCCACGACUCGGACGUCAACUAUCCGUAUAAAAACGCACGCCUCCGCCAUUUUGUCGAGCCCGAGAAUGCCCCCUCUCCGCCCCUCGCGGACAAGCACUAUGAUCUCUUAGCGGCGGAGCAUAUGCGCUGGGCUCACGCCGGUGGCGUCUCGUCCUCCGCUGUCACCAACAGCACUAUUGACCACCAUCCAACCCUAUACUUCCUCAACCUGCCCGUCCUCGCAGAGGAGACCAGGCAGUAUACUCAAGGGCCGCCGCUCACCGGAUAUGAGGUGUUCGAACGCCCUAUUGGCUUAGCUGCCGAUGGUUUGGCCCAGACGAGCAUCUUGGAGCAACGCGAUGCCGAGCGAUGCGGCUACGACGGUCAACAUUUCGCAUUGCCGCUUGCCAUCCCUAGUGUGGCCUUUCAGGAAAUGGUCCCCCAUGACGAAGAGCCCGUCUUCACGCUGCAAACCACAAGCUCGCAAUCGUCCAACUUCAUCAUGGACGAUCCGACACAAUUCAGUGCGCCUUCCCAUCCUCUGGAACUUCAGUUUCAACACGUGGACGCUCGCGUCGAGCGCGACGCUUCCUACGGUCCGCCGCACAUCGCCACCAUGCAUCAUCGAACAUAUAGCGAUACGACGCGCCCGGAUGCUACGCUGCACCGCCCAAGCUCCGCCUCCGAGUCUACGGCGUCGUCCGAGUUUAUUGAAGCCAUCGAUUCUACCUAUGGGCUUGGGCGAGGUGAGCCUGAGGUGGUCGACAUUGGUUUGGGGCGCGCGUUCACUGGCCCCGGACUCGCACCCGCACCGAUUCAACUUUCAGUAUAUCAGCAGGAUGGGGUUUUCCCGAUCGCAGGUCGCACGCCGAGUCUGCAGCAGCCUGAGUGGACGUCCGCCGAACUCAAUACCUCGCACACCCCCGCCUGCAUUCGGCCAUUCAACGGCAACUCGCACGAGGUCACCUUCUUGCAGCAGGAACAGCCGCCCCUGGACGACGGUAGCAUCUUUGCGCCGGAGCAUGUAGCAGAACUCGGGCUCUGCCACUCCUUGGACGUACACUCUUGCUAUGUGCCGGAUGCGAGCGUCUCUCACUCGACUGCAUCGCACGCUCAAGUUUACAACAUUUGCCGGGGGGACAAUCUAGGCCCUGGUGGGUUCCUGAACCUACCCAUUGGCCCCCGAUACGAACUUGCUUUCGCGUCAGAGAGCUCGUCGUCUCAUGAUCGUUUAGGAGUCCACACCCAUUUCCUUUACGACGUCGCCCCCGGUCAGACACUGGCACCGGUUCGCGAUGAUCUACUCCCCAAUUCGGCGCCGCACCUGGACCAGACGCGCCAUUCUCCGGGAACGACCGUUCACAAUGGUUUGGUCAUGGCAUGUGCGGUCUCACCUCAGGUUGAACCUCCUUCAGCCAUGGGUCCGUUUUACGAACAGACCUACGACGGUCCUGAGGGCCUCGAUCACUACUCCCUCUUGCAACACGAUCCGCCGACAGCUUACGAGCCGCAGUACGCAUUUCCGCAGGGCACCUCUGUGCAUUGGCCGGACGUCUCACACUUCCAGGCGGAUAGCCUCGGCUGUGCACCGGUGAACGUGAGCAAGUCCCUGGCAGCACGGAUAGAAGACCCAAAGCCUGCUUCCGAGGAAGCGGUAUCAGCAGAGCGUAAACCAGAUGGAGGCCAGCAGGACGGUGAGACGCAGUCAGAAGAGAUCGAUGAUGAUAGAGACAUGCAUUUUUGGCCCGAUCGGGACCUUCUGCGUCUCGGCACCUUCCGGUGUAAUUCUGGGCUCGCAGGGCGGCCACGCCGGUCGUCUCAGUUCAACACGUAG